AUGGCGAAUACCGUUAACAGAGUGGACUCGGGCAUCGCUGGCCUCACGAUCUCUACUAAAAUAGAACGAGUCGAUAGAGUAGACUCUGGCAUCGCAGAUGUCUCGGACUCUGCAACGAAGGAGACGGGGGAGCCCCUUACGAGAGUAGACUCGGCCGUCCAGGGCCUCUCUCCGAUGGGGGAGCCUCUUACCAAAGUCGACUCGGCCGUUCAGGGACUCUCUAUCUCUCCGGCUAAGGAGACGGGGGAGCCCCUCACCAGAGUAGACUCGGCCGUUCAGGGCCUCUCUCCGACUGAGGAGACGGGAGAACCCCUUACCAAGGUAGACUCGGCCGUUCAGGGCCUUUCUACUUCUCCUCCCAAGGAGAAGAAGGCUUCUAAAGAAAAGAAGCCUUUGAAGGAGAAGGUCGCUCAUCGACGAACCAGCUCAAGUACACCCACACUACCGAACAUGCAAGAGUUGAAACAGAAGAAGACGAGGAUACAAGUGGCAAUAGAGACACAGGGCACAGGGUGGAAGAUCAACACCUCCACUUCGCAUGUAGAUGAUAAGGACAUACUAUCGAAGCCCUUAGUAACACCGCUUGUGAAAUCCAUCGACCUCCACUUCAGCACAGGCAUUGUCGUGACGGCACGGAAUAAAGCUGGGGUCACUAUCAAGGAUGCCCUGGAGGUCAUCUAUAAGAAGAACAAGAACAAGGCCGACGAUGAACUCAGCGAGCCGUAUCUGAAAGGAUUUGUAUGGGAACCCGAUAGCUUCGAGGGGGACAGCAGCUCCGAUGUACCAAAACAGUACUUGGAUGAAUGGGACAGACUGUAUAUCAGUCUGUCUCAAAUACCGACUGUGGCUACCUCUCGCAGCGGCGGAAAGAAGAAGAAGAAGGCCGCAGCUGAGGCCGAAUAG
Molecule: messenger RNA, 903 nt
Organism: Durotheca rogersii
Lineage: Eukaryota; Fungi; Ascomycota; Sordariomycetes; Xylariales; Xylariaceae
Exons: 4
Coding region: 1-903 (300 amino acids)
Source: RefSeq, a predicted model, not a curated record